CCCGUCUCUCACUCAGCUGCCACUCUCCCACCCUCUCUUACAUAGCCUCCCGCCUACAUCCUGCCGCUACGCCCUUCAGCCUUCCCUAACCUUCCAUCUCCAUCCCCUCCUCCUCUCCCCUCGCUCGUCCGAUGGUGCACAAGCGCGUGCACAACCUCCUACCGUGCCGCGCCCGCAGCGCCUCUCUCUCCCCCCUCUGAGACAUCCAUGACACAGCAUGUCCAUCUUCUCCCGCAAGAGCAAGGCCGCGCAGCCGCAGGCGGCGAGCGGAAAGAGCAAUGGCCACGCUUAUCCGAAGGACCCCAAGGCCAAUGCGAAAGCCGUCCCGGCCGCCUACGAGCCCCCGCUCGACCCCAUUGUGCAACGCAUGGCCAUCCAGGCCGCCAGUCGAAAGCGCAUGAAUAGCGAGACCCCCGACUACUCCAUCCAGAGCGCCUCCUCCAGCCCUGUCAUCCCGCGUCAAGACUUCACCCGAGACGUCUCGCCCUUGUCCUCCCCCAACAGACUCACCAAGAGCAGCACCAAUGUCUCCACCGCCUACUCGCGAAGAGCCGAUCCCGACACCCAAAAGAUGCGCAUGCCCCCGCGUGACUUGCUUCACCACCCCAAACCCCAUGUCUCCCAGGACUCGGGCUACGCCUCGGUCGGCCACGCUUCCACCAUGGACUCCCGCUCCGUGCACCCGCUCAACGAUCCCGAACUCCUCCGCCGUCAUCGCAGAAUUAAUGCUUCUCUCCCGAGGGGAGACGAUGCGCCACUCCCUCCCCACACCCAAUCCCUCACGAGCAACAGCAUUCCGAUGAAGGCUCGCACUGCCCCAUCCACCCCGAACAAGCGCGAUUCCCAGGUCACCGACACGACCCCAUACGUAUCCAGGUUGGAUCCCGGCUCUGCCAGUGGCUCCUUCCGGGGAGGCGACCCCGUCGUGCCCGUGGUGUCAAGGCGAAGACCGAGUGAGGAACGAGGGGGCUACAUCCCGUCACAAGUCUCUCCGAGGCAGUCACCGCGGGGCGCAUCGGGCAGACGACCCGAUUCGGCGAGGCGAGAGGAAGAGUUCGCAGCGAAGCCUACGCCGAACAUGAGCCGACCGCGUGAAUCGCCGCACCGACCCGCGAAACUCGAGCUGCUGACGAAUUCGGGCUCGCCGCAGUCUCAACCCAGGCGGAUAGAGCAGCGGGAUGCCACUGCAAUCUCCCUUGCACAACGAACGAGAGAUCAGGAGAUGCCGAUUCCGCGCAGCGGCCUAUCCUACGAUGGUCACACCCUCGCCAUGGCUGCCGCCGCCACUGCCACCGCUGCUGCUAUUGGCCACACUGCACUUGCUGUGGACCAGCAUGCAGACAAUGCACGCUCGUCGUACUCCUCCAAUGCCACCUACGUCACUCCACGAGAAACAACAAUGACCUCUCUCGAGGAGCCGCAUGCCCCGGCUCUCACAAGUCAGGCUGCCCGCUCCUCUACCGACUCUGGGAAGCAGGCCAUUCCCAUCGAGUGGUCGAAUCCCUUAGCCAAAUCUGGCUCAGGUGAUGCGCCGAACCUUGUCGAGCCACAGGAAGAAUUUCCGUACCUGGCCGGCAUCAGCCAGGCUGCAGCGCUGCCUUCAUCCUCCUCGCUCGAAGGGUUCAAAGUGAAUAGUAGAGGGCAGAUUCUUGACGAAGAAGGCGAAGUCAUCGGCGAGCUGGCUUCGGGUGAGAUUGCACAUUGCGUGCGACGCAGAGUGAAUGCCCGCGGCGAGAUCGUCGAUGACUCGGGACGGGUAGUUGGAACGGCCGUGGCGAUCACGCAGCCGCGAGCGGCUACGGAUGAUGAUAAGCCACGGGCGAACUUUGCCAAUGAACUGGUUAUGAGUCCGCUCUCCCCCGGAACGAUGAUGAUGGAACCGGUGGGGAUCUCCGAGGAAAGACGAGAAAUCGCCAGCACCUUCUCCAGGCAGCCUCGCUUGUCGCAGCGUGCCAACAGCGUGCCGGGGCGACCAUUGAACAACUCCGACUCGAAUGGCAAUACGGUGUAUUUCGAACUCGACGCUUCGGCAGACAGCCAAGCAGCCCCGCUCAUGGACCAGAGCGAUAUUUUCAUCCCGCCGUUCGGUGAACCUGCAGGGGAAAACAGCAGAUCGAGGAGCGCGACCAAUUUGACGGAAAUCAAGCGCAUUGCCGAAGGGCGACGCUCGACGAUGACGGCAUCUUCGCAAGCACCAUCUGCAAGCCUGGAAGACAGGCGUGGCUCGACAUGGUCCUCGCGUUACUUUGACGCGGAGACGAAGCGCAGGUCUGUCGCCGCGUCCACGGCGGGAGGCGCGGAGCAGCGCACUCGUUCCCUCUCCAACCUCGCCAACGGUGCCCCAAAGGCCGUGCUCGGUCCGACGAUGGAAUCUCUCCUGGACACCGUGCCUGAUCCGAACCAGAGUUCCUCGGGAAAGCAGGCGCACAAAUCCGUCAUCCUAGACAUGUCCGGGGCGAAAAUGGCAUCGCAGUCUUCGCUGCGCUUACCCGGUACAUCUCCCGCGCGAGCAGAGACGAUGCCCGUGAUGGCCAGCGGGUCCGGGGGAAAGCUGGUGUCGAGAUCCCGGCGCUCGUCGCAGGUGACGGUGAACACGGCGGGCAGACUUUCUACUCAUCACCAGACUUUCGCAAAGAGUCCCCUGGGUAGUGUUGCCCACACGCCUCCCGACACUGUGACAGGCGCCACGGCCGUCGCGGACGAGAGUCUUCGGAAUCAGCUUUCUGCCGCUCAUCCGCCCGCCGGCCAAAGCGACAGCAACAUUAACCGCAUGAGCCGGGUAGUGGAGGAAGAUGACAACGCCGCCCCUGCUCCUAUUGUGCGGAAACGCGAGCCUAAAGCAGCAGCUGCGGCCGCAGGGCCGAAGAGGAAGAGCUUCUUUGGUAUUCCGCUGGGGAAGCCGAAGAGGGUUCUUGCUACGUGAUUGACUUUUUCUUAUGUGGCUGUACUUAAUGUUGAUGAGCGAUCUUUGCUGUAAUUAUAAUGUCUUGACGAAUGGAGGGCGAGGGAGGCGAGGCGAGAGAGAGAGAGAGAGGUGAUCAGCACGCCGCGACGUGAACUGGCCGAGCCGAUGAAAAAAAGUUCUGUAAUAAGGACGGUGUAGAAGAUGUCUGUCUAUACGAACG
This is a messenger RNA of Neohortaea acidophila, 3125 nucleotides long. RefSeq lists its product as uncharacterized. The record is from RefSeq and is a predicted model, not a curated record. Bases 218 to 2923 code for a protein of 901 amino acids. Lineage: Eukaryota; Fungi; Ascomycota; Dothideomycetes; Mycosphaerellales; Teratosphaeriaceae. The transcript is spliced from 2 exons.